AUGCAGGCAGCAGCAAGCUGCAGCAGCAGACGCAGCACGUUGGGCCCCCAGUGCGCCCCAGCAGCAGCAGCAGCUCCCAGCAGCAGCAGCAGCAGCAGACUGGACGGCGAGCCUGAAGCAGCAGCAGCAGCAGCAGCAGCAGACGCAGCAGCAGCAGCAACAGGGGGCCCCCUGACGGAGACUCAGCAGCUGCUGCUGUGGUCCGCCUCUCCAGAAGCCCUAGAGCUGCAGAGGGCCCCCCAGGGGGGCCCCCAGGGGGGCCCCCCUUGCUCCCCUUCUGAAGCGCUGCUGCACUCUUUAGGGGACAAGGGCCUCCGCAGCCAGCUGAGGGCCCCCCCCUAUUUAUCUGCUGCUGCUUGGAAGCGGGAUUUGCUGCUGCAGUGUCUUGAAGAUGCUCGUUUGCUGUUUUCUUGUGUCUGGGAUGCAUGCAGCUGCAGCAGCAUGGGGCUGCCCAGCAGCAGCAGCAGCAGCAGCAGCAGCAGCAGCAGCAGCAGCAGCAGCAGCAGCAGCGGAGACGCAGCAGGGGAUGGGGCUCUGGAUGCUGCUAUUCACUUUGCUGCAGCAACGCAGAGCGCACCCAAGAGAAAGCUGCAGCCUACGAAACCAGAAGCAGCAGCAGCAGCAGAAGAAGAAGCAGCAGCAGCAGCAGCAGCAGCAGCAGCAGCAGCAGCAGAAGCAGCAACAGAAAAGGAAGCAGCGGCCCAAGAAGCAGCAGCAGAAAAAUAUGCUGGCACCCAAAGUGAUAAUAUAUCUAAUGAUGACAGCCCAGCUACACAAACGACAACAGCAGCACGAGAAGCAGCAGCAGCAGCAGCAGCAACAGCAGCACAAACAGCAGCAGCAGCAGCAGAAACAGCAGCAGCACCUACAGCGCGCGAGUACAUAUCGGCCACAAUGUCUUGGUCUCUGAAGCAACUUGAGGACCCCGGGCUUUUUGCUGCUUCUCCCCCCUCCUCCCCAGCAGCAGCAGCAGCAGCAGCAGCAGCAGCAGCAGCAGCAGCAGCAGCAGCACCGCUGGAGUCUGCUGCUGCUUUGAUAGUGCGGCGGCUGCUGCGCUGCUACGCACACAUAUACCUGUGGCAUUUGCUGCUGCUGCAGCAGCAGGGGGCCCUCCCCCACGCCAACCGCUGCCUCAAAAAACUCCUUUUUGCUGCUAAAGAUACUUUCCUAGGGGGCCCCCAACAGGGGGGCCCCCCAAGAGGGGGCCCCCCAAGAAGGGGGGCCCCCUCGGGGGGCCCCCUGUCUCCACGGGGGCCCCCGGGGGGCCCCCAGGAGGGCCCCGAGGGGGGCCCCACGGGUGAGGAGGGCCCCCAGGGGGGCCCCCAGGGGGGCCCCCAAGGGGGGCCCCCGGGGGGCCCCCAGGGGGGCCCCCUCAUGGGGCCCCUGAGGGUACUGGAAGAUGCUUGGUUGAAGUGUGGGGUCGAGGAGGGCCCCUCAGGUGUAUGUACACCUGAAGAAGGGGAAAGUGAAGGAGAAAAAGAAACUGAAAAUGAAAAAGAAGUAAAAGAAAAGGAGGAAAGAGAAGAGGAAUUAAAUGGGAAAGAAAGAAAUAAAGAAAUAAAUGAAAAAGAAAUAAAUGAAAAAGAAAUAAUCGAAAAAGAAAUAAAUGAAAAAGAAAUAAUCGAAAAUGAAUUCAAUGAAGAGCUGCUGCUGCCGGCGCUGCGAAAAGCCGAACUUUGUUUGGGACUUUUGGAAAAAGAAGAAUUCCCUUUUUUUGGAAUUGCAAACAAAUAA
Molecule: messenger RNA, 1734 nt
Organism: Eimeria necatrix
Lineage: Eukaryota; Apicomplexa; Conoidasida; Eucoccidiorida; Eimeriidae
Exons: 1
Coding region: 1-1734 (577 amino acids)
Source: RefSeq, a predicted model, not a curated record